Molecule: messenger RNA, 1896 nt
Organism: Capronia epimyces CBS 606.96
Lineage: Eukaryota; Fungi; Ascomycota; Eurotiomycetes; Chaetothyriales; Herpotrichiellaceae
Exons: 3
Coding region: 1-1896 (631 amino acids)
Biological process (GO): nuclear-transcribed mRNA poly(A) tail shortening; regulation of DNA-templated transcription
Cellular component (GO): nucleus; CCR4-NOT core complex; P-body
Source: RefSeq, a predicted model, not a curated record
AUGGCGUCUCGGAAAACCCAGCAAGAGAUCGACAAGACCUUCAAAAAGGUCGACGAAGGAAUCCAAGCCUUCGAGGGCAUCUAUGAGAAGAUCUACUCCUCACAGAAUGCGGCGCAGAAGGACAAACUAGAAGACAACCUCAAGAAAGAGAUCAAGAAGCUACAAAGAUCUCGGGAUCAGAUCAAGACUUGGGCGGCGGGCAACGAGAUCAAAGACAAGUCUGCAUUACUCGAACAGCGGAAGCGGAUAGAGAAAUGUAUGGAAAUUUUCAAAGCCGUCGAGAAGGAGAUGAAGACCAAAGCAUUCUCAAAAGAAGGGUUAUCACAGAAUAUCAAACAAGAUCCCAAGGAGAAGGAACGGGAGGAACUCUGUGACUUCUUAUCAGAGCAGCUGGACGAAAUCAAUAGGUUUCUGAUUGAAGAACUGGAGCCGGAAGCGAACGGGUUGCAAGUCGCUCUCAAGAAAAAGCAGAGAGAUAACUCCAAGGCCGAUCGACUUGCGGAGAUUGAGAGAAUCACCGAAACAUACAAGUGGCACGAGUCCCGGCUGCAACUACUGCUCCGAUCCCUUCAGAACGGCAAUCUUGACAAUGACCUUGUAUCUGUGAUCAAGAAUGAGAUUGAAGAGGUGGUUAGAGAAGGACGUGAGCCCGACUUCGACGCCGAGGCAUACGAAGGCAUCUAUGAUGAACUCAACCUGGACAGCGAAGAGGCACAAUUCGGACUGGGCAACGAGGUGGAUCGACUAUCCUCUCAGGAUGCACAGUCUGUCCAAGAGGACAAUGAACCAGAGCCGGUUCCGGUCAAGAAGGCGAAAGCCGAGCACCCAGCCACGCGACGACCAUCUACACAGCUCAAAUCCCCUCUUCCAGCCCUGGCGACGCUGAACACGAUGCCUCCACCACCAUCAAUACCCAAAGAUACGACAAUGAAACCCGCCCCCAUACCCAAUCGACCGCCGGGAGAAACAUUGAAGUACGCAUCAGCCGCCGCUGCCGCGGCGGCAAGCGACAAGACUGGAGUCGGGAUUGCUCCCCUUCCUCCUCCAGUCGGUGCCAACUCAACCGGUGUAUCUCAUCCUCUACCGGCUCCUGUCAAGACAUCUGCGACCAGUUCUCCAGCUCCAGCGCCGGCGCAACCGGCCGAAAAGACAGCAUCCCCAGCGCCCGCUCCAGUAACGAUGGAGUCUUCAACAUCACAAGAACAAUCCAGCCACUCAAAGUCUCCUACCUUAAGUUCUACCAGUGCACGAGUUGCAAGCGUGCCCAGUAGCGUUCCUCCAACGCCGGCGAUGGAGAAAUCCGAGACGAUCCAAGAGCCUGUGAUUGCGGAUGAGUUGCCAACGGCAAAUGGUGAGGCACAUGAGGACGGCUCGACAGUGGAAUCUAUAUAUCAUCUGCCUCCGGGGCUUCAGGACCUACUUGAUUCUUUUGAAACGACCAAGAGUCGAGCUUCGCAGCCUCCUUCUCAGUUGGCUAGGCUGCUCCAAGCUUCUCAAGAAACUUGUCCGGAACCUUCCGACAGUGACAGGCCUCAACAUUACCGACCCACUUUCAAAUACAAUACUCCAGCUCAUUAUCCUCAGGAUGUUCUCCCGAUAUUUGACGAUCCUGCCCUGUACGACAACCAGAGGCUGGAAACAGAUACCCUGUUCUACAUUUUCUACUACCGGCAGAACACCUACCAGCAGUGGUUAGCAGCCCGCGCCUUGAAGAAUCAGAGUUGGCGGUUCCACAAGCAGUAUCAGACAUGGUUUCAACGCCACGAAGAGCCCAAGCAGAUUACGGAGGAAUAUGAACAGGGCACGUAUCGAUUCUUCGACUAUGAGAGUACUUGGAUGAAUCGGAGGAAGGCAGACUUCAAGUUCCUGUACAAAUUCCUCGAGGACGACUUGUAG